AUGCUUAAUCAGCAGAAAAAUGUUCGCCUCAUCUUCCAGGGCCGAGAAUUAACCGAUCGCGACCAGCGUCGCUCAUCUUUGACUAGGGGGCCGCUCCGUAGGCUAUGCGACUACUCGGUUACCGAUAAUGCCACUAUUCAUUGUUUAGUUACCAAUCGACCUUCCUCAUCAAUUGUUUCGGCUUCUACGGAUGACAGUACUCAAAUACGUCGGCGACGGAAUCCAGGGGGCUCAUUUUAUUCAUACAUACAAUCGAGCACUGUAUCGGCUGCAGCCACCUUUUUUGAUCGCUCUAACUCUACACAACUGAAUGAUUCUGGAAACUCUGGGGCCAGGCAACCCGUUUCUGGAACUCCAAAUCGCUUCAUAUCAACUGCUAACGCUCUGUUGGAGCAUAUUUUUUCAGAUCUUGACUUAAGCAAUCGUAUGCUUUUAAUAUGCUUCACUGGGAUUCUCUGCAUAUCCUGGCUCUUCCAUCUUACACAUCGGCACUAUUAUAAUCAUUAUUCCACUAUCACACUUCUCGGUGUGACAGCGUCUUUUGUCCUAGGCUUCUUCCUUCAGCUGCCACCUGGCGAAAUUGCUUUCACAGCUCAGGUGAUUCCACGCCUACAUAUUCGGCAAAGUCGGGAGCCUUCUGCUCCAGAGGCCCCCCUGUCAUCGUCUCAAUCAAUUGCGCAUACACUUUCUGAGAGAGUUCCAUCUUCCAGUUCACACCAAGUUUUAGAAACUGCCACCAUUCAGGCAGCAGAAUCAGGGCUGCAGAACACAAUAUUUUCAGCGGAACCAUCGCAAGCUACUUCCAGUAUUAGCCAGCCCCUUGCUGAGGCCCCAGUUGAGGAUUUAGUUUCUUCAGUAAGGGCUCUCUUAUAA
This is a messenger RNA of Protopolystoma xenopodis, 873 nucleotides long. The record is from the annotation of a GenBank genome assembly. Lineage: Eukaryota; Metazoa; Platyhelminthes; Monogenea; Polystomatidea; Polystomatidae.